CCCAACCGAAGCGAGUAGGACGCCAAAACAGCUGGAAGAGGGAAAAAAGAGGGGCGACUGUUUUGCGGAUGACAAAAGGAUGGGUUUCCAUGUAAUUAAGCAGUUGAGAGGCAUGAGUGCGCUGCUCGUGCUCCUACCUACGGUGUUGUUCGUGACGCUGACGGGGGCUCAGCGAGCUUGCCCCAAGAACUGCAGAUGCGAUGGCAAAAUUGUGUACUGUGAAUCUCACGCGUUCAGAGACAUCCCUCAGAACAUUUCGGGAGGGUCUCAAGGCUUAUCAUUACGGUACAACAGCAUCCAAAAGCUCAAGCCAAAUCAGUUUGCAGGCCUUCACCAACUCAUAUGGCUUUACCUUGACCAUAAUUACAUCAGCUCUGUAGACGAGGAAGCGUUUCAGGGCAUCCGUAGGCUGAAGGAAUUAAUUCUGAGCUCCAACAAAAUCACUCACCUGCACAACAAAACGUUUCAUCCAGUGCCCAACCUCCGUAACCUGGACCUGUCGUACAACAAGCUGCAGGCAUUGCAGUCAGAGCAGUUUAAAGGCCUUCGCAAGCUCUUGAUCUUACACUUACGAUCCAACUCAUUAAAAACUGUUCCAAUUCGAGUUUUCCAAGAUUGCCGCAAUCUCGAUUUUCUGGAUUUGGGCUACAACCGCCUGCGGAGUUUAUCCCGUAAUGCCUUUGCUGGCCUCUUGAAGCUAACGGAGCUCCACUUGGAGCACAAUCAGUUUUCUAAGAUCAACUUUGCUCACUUUCCACGGCUCUUCAACCUCCGCUCUAUUUACUUGCAAUGGAAUAGGAUCCGGUCCAUUAGCCAAGGUUUAACAUGGACUUGGAGUUCCUUACACAACUUGGAUUUAUCGGGGAAUGACAUUGCAGGGAUUGAACCUGGGACGUUCCAGUGCUUGCCCAAUUUGCAGAAGCUCAAUUUGGAUUCCAACAAACUCACCAACAUCUCUCAGGAGACUGUCAAUGCCUGGAUUUCCUUAACGUCCAUUACUCUGUCUGGAAAUAUGUGGGAAUGUACUCGAAUCAUUUGUUCUCUUUUUAAUUGGCUUAAAAACUUCAAGGGAAACAAAGAGAGUACCAUGAUUUGUGCAGGCCCUAAGCAUAUCCAGGGAGAGAAGGUGAGCGAUGCUGUAGAAACCUACAACAUCUGUGCUGAAAUCCCAGUUGUGGUCACUGAAAAGCCCUACCAGCCACCUAAAACUCCACAGAGGCCUAUCUUUAUUCCAAAACCCACUCUUCCCAAACUGGAGGACUACCAACAAACCUCUUUUACAUCUAGCCCAUCUCCAGAUUUCCCCACAUCUGGACCGGAACCAGAGUAUGAGCAUGUUUCCUUUCACAAGAUUAUUGCUGGAAGUGUUGCCCUCUUUCUUUCAGUGGCUAUGAUUCUGUUGGUCAUCUAUGUCUCCUGGAAGCGCUAUCCAGCCAGCAUGAAACAGCUCCAGCAACACACUCUUAUGAAGAGACGCCGGAAAAAGGCCCGAGAGUCUGAAAGGCAAAUGAACUCCCCUUUACAGGAGUAUUAUGUGGACUACAAGCCAACAAACUCUGAGACCAUGGAUGUAUCGGUUAAUGGAUCUGGACCCUGCACGUAUACCAUUUCUGGCUCCAGGGAAUGUGAGCUCUCCGGAGAUGUCCUCUUUCAAAAAGGAAUUGUCAUGGAUGAUUGUGCAGUGAAUAAGGUCCCUCACCAUAUGAAAACCUUGCCCUAUUAUGGCUACGACCAACCGGUGAUUGGAUACUGCCAGGCCCACAAACCCCUCCAUGUAAAUAAGGGAUAUGACACCAUUUCCCGGGACCAGGCCGAAACCACCAACAUGGAGCUCAGUCGAGAUCAUAGCUUCAUUGCUACAAUUGCACGUUCUGCUGCUCCAACUAUUUACAUUGAGAGAAUACCAAACUGAUGGAAUUGUUUU
Molecule: messenger RNA, 1924 nt
Organism: Euleptes europaea (tarantolino)
Lineage: Eukaryota; Metazoa; Chordata; Lepidosauria; Squamata; Sphaerodactylidae
Gene: LRRTM4
Product: leucine rich repeat transmembrane neuronal 4
Exons: 4
Coding region: 80-1912 (610 amino acids)
Molecular function (GO): protein binding
Source: RefSeq, a predicted model, not a curated record